This is a messenger RNA of Physella acuta, 1141 nucleotides long. Its product is annotated as isatin hydrolase. Lineage: Eukaryota; Metazoa; Mollusca; Gastropoda; Physidae. The record is from RefSeq and is a predicted model, not a curated record. Gene Ontology annotation, molecular function: arylformamidase activity.
UCUCGCUAAAUGUUAUAUACAAAUUUAUGUAAAGACUUAAAUUAAUUAAAACUUUAUAUUCGUGUGUAGAAAAACACCUUUAAUUAUAAAAGUUGAGAACAAAUACUUUAUUUACUUAUUCUCACAACAAACAUAACUUUCAAGGAUAGAACAUGCUGUUUGGUUGCCAUAGUUACCGCUAAACAACAGAUCAAAGAUGGCGAGCUCGCUGACGUCACUAGUGCUGCUGGUCUGGCUGCCCGUGGUCAGGGGUGUCACGUGUGACGAGGUCGUUGACCUCUCGCACGUCCUGGGGCCAGACUCGAUCUUCUUCCCCGUCUUCAACCUGCCCUUUAACCUCACGGUCCUGGAGAGGGGGCAGACGGCAGACGGCUAUUGGUUCGAAUACAACAAGUUCGACACCUUGGAGCACAUGGGUACUCACCUGGACGCACCUGCACACGUCCAUAAAGGUGGCUGGAGGGUCCACGAGAUUCCUGUCAGUCGUCUGGUCGGGCCUGGUGUCGUCAUUGACGUGCGGCAACAAGUUAAAAAUAACCCGGACUACAGGGUCACAGUCGCAGAUCUACAGAGGUACGAGCGCCGUUACGGCAGGAUUCCUGACGGUGCCGCAGUCUUUAUGUGGUCAGGCUGGGACGUCAGGUACCCCGACCCACAGACCGUCUUCAACACCCCAACCCCUAACGACAUUUCCACAUAUCAUUUUCCUGGUUUUCACCUGGAUGCCGUCAACUGGCUGAUCAAGUCCCGCACCAUCUACAUGCUGGGUGUGGACACUCCCUCCAUAGACUUCGGCCAGUCCAGAGUCUUUGAAGUCCACCAGGCUUUCACCGCCGCCAGGAUCCUGGGCCUGGAGAACGUCAACAACCUGGGCAGACUGCCCGCUAGUGGCGCCACGGUCGUGGCCGCACCGGUCAAGCUGCAGGACGGAAGUGGCGUGCCCAUCAGGAUACUCGGUCUCGUGCCUGAAGGUCGCACAGGGCUCAGGGGGAGAGCCAAGCGGUCGUCUGCUAGACUGAUCUAGGGCGUCACGUGAUCUGAUGUCAGAAAUAUUUCCAGUUGAAAGCCAGCGCCAAAACUUAUCAAAAGUGAAACCUCUAUAAAAUCUGGCAAACCAGUCAAAUAAAAGACGGAAACUUGG